CUCCCUUCCUCCUCCUCUCCUGCUCGCCUCGUCUCACGUGAAUCAUGGCCGAUGGCGACGCCCACCACACACCCCCCCACCCCCCCCACCCCGACCCCUCCGACCCCUAAAAGACGGAUAUUUUUUUUUUCUGCGAACAAUAGCGCAAUUAAUGAGCCAAGAUUCGACUUUUGACGUUCGACUCUGCGGAUGGCGAUGAAGGACACGGCCGAGAGCUGCAGCAGUCGCGCCGGGGUGGAUUCGUCACGGACCCACCCCCGCCGCCAGCAGCAGCAGCAGCAGCAGCGCCACAAGUUGGAGGCGUACGCCGAGGUCCUUCGCCGCCUGAGGAAGGCCGGGCGGCCGGAGGUGCUGUCCCCGUCCUUCGAGGACGGGUUGCUCAACCACUUCAAUCGUCUUCCGGAACGUUAUGCCUUGGAUGUAAACGUGGAGAGGGCAGAAGAUGUGCUGACACAUAAAAAGUUGCUGGAACUGGCUCAAGAACCUGCCAACAGGCCUGUCUUUGCUGUGCGCUUGGUGCAGGUCCCUCCAUUUCCUGAAGGAAAGCAAGUUGAUUCUUCUGAUUCUGAUGCACCAAGAACAGGACAUGCUCAGUCUGAUUCAACUUGCUUUAGUGUUCAUCCUCCUCCUCUCUUUGGUUCAUCGCCCAAUCUCGAGGCUCUUGCUUCUGAAGGCAGCAGGCAACAGGUUCAAGAUGGAGCUAGUGUUGCAAAAGCUAUACAGCAUCUCAGGCCCAUGCAUGAAAUCACCUUUUCCACACAUGACAAGCCAAAGCUUCUAAGUUUGCUGACCUUUUUGCUCGCGGAGCUUGGCCUAAACAUUCACGAGGCACAUGCAUUUUCAACAAGUGAUGGUUAUUCGUUGGAUGUGUUUGUUGUUGAUGGUUGGCCUGAUGAGGAAACCAAGCAGCUUAGGGAUUCAUUGCAGAAGGAAAUUCACAAGAUGGGGCUUCCUUUGCAGAGACAAGCUUGGUCAAAGUCUCAUCCAUGGUCUCCUCUAAAUGAGAAUGCACAGUGUGGAUUCGACUCUCUGCCUAACCAUGUACAAAUACCAACAGAUGGGACUGAAGUAUGGGAGAUUGAUUUUCAACAGCUCAACUUUGGAAAUAAAGUAGCAUCUGGAUCACAUGGUGAUCUUUAUCAUGGAACAUACAAUAGCCAGGACAUAGCAAUUAAAGUACUAAAGCCCGAGAGUGUAAAUGUAGACAUGCAGCAAGAAUUUGCACAGGAAGUCUUCAUCAUGCGGAACAUACACCACAGGAAUGUGGUGCAGUUUAUUGGUGCUUGUACUAGGCCUAACUUCUGUAUUGUUACAGAAUUUAUGUCAGGGGGAAGUGUGUAUGACUUUCUUCAUAAACAGAAAGGAGUCUUUGAGCUUCCAGCUUUGCUCCAAGUAGCAAUUGAUGUAUCUAGGGGAAUGAACUACUUGCACCAAAAUAAUAUUGUCCAUCGGGAUCUAAAGACUGCCAAUCUUCUGAUGGAUGAGAAUGAGGUUGUUAAGGUUGCAGAUUUUGGUGUUGCACGUGUUAAAGCUGAGUCUGGAGUUAUGACUGCUGAAACAGGAACAUACCGCUGGAUGGCUCCUGAGGUCAUAGAACACAAGCCCUAUGAUCACAAAGCUGAUGUUUUUAGCUUCGGAAUUGUACUGUGGGAGCUUCUUACAGCUAAGCUCCCAUAUGAAAACUUGACUCCACUCCAAGCAGCAGUUGGCGUGGUUCAAAAGGGCUUGAGACCUACCAUCCCAAAGAAUGCUCACCCAAAGCUUGCGGAGCUGAUGGAGAACUGUUGGCAGCAAGAUCCAACUGACAGGCCUGAUUUCUCAGAAAUACUACAGAUACUACAACUUAUUGCUAAAGAGGUGGGAGAUGAAUCCGACGAUUGGCUCAUGGAAUAUCCAUCAGGUUGGUUUCUCUCCAUUCUUAGAUCGUGGCCGCUAAAUCUUUACCGUUGUCUAUGAAUUGAUAAACAAUGGCAUCAUUGAUAGCGGUAGUAAAUACACUAAAACUGUACAGUGUAUAAUUUGUAUUGUAUUCCUCUCUGGUUCUUAAUUAUAGAGGUGCAAUUCUUUUUCUUA
Molecule: messenger RNA, 2073 nt
Organism: Musa acuminata AAA Group (dessert banana)
Lineage: Eukaryota; Viridiplantae; Streptophyta; Magnoliopsida; Zingiberales; Musaceae
Product: serine/threonine-protein kinase STY46-like
Exons: 16
Coding region: 190-1956 (588 amino acids)
Biological process (GO): signal transduction; protein phosphorylation
Cellular component (GO): cytoplasm
Molecular function (GO): protein kinase activity; ATP binding
Source: RefSeq, a predicted model, not a curated record